UUUCAAAACUGGUGAAAACAAGUUACGUCGACUGUAAACAGGUUUUUUUUACCUCAGGAAAAAUGUUUUACUACCCUGAAGUCCUGCAGCGCCAGUCAGGCUGCUUCUCCACAAUCUGGUUGGCAGCCACCAAGGGUGUAAGGAUCACCAGAAGGGAGGUUUUGAAAGUAAACGUGAAUCGAACUUGUGAAGACAUCAUUGACUAUGUGUUGGUGAAGGUACUCCCUGUCCACCCGAGUCUGCCUCGACCACGUUUCUCUCUCUACCUGUCCUCUCAAUUACACUAUGGUGUUGUCAUCGUCUACCACCGCCAGUGUGGCUUUCUUCUGGAGGAGAUCCAGCAUACGAUCGAGAGGCUGCUCCGCUCGACGAGGCACGCCCGCAUCGACAUGCAGGAGCCCGACAGACUGGUCCUAAAUAACCCGGACCCAGAGGCUCUGAUGGAGGAAGCCAUGGAGCCUUUUUUUGGAGUGAUGGGCUCAGAGGCGGAGUUGCCAAGCCCAUAUCAGCUGGCACAGUCCUGGAGGUUCCUUGAGGUCCAUACUCCUGAGCGCCCUCCCGUGAAGACCCCGAGAAGAUCCCAGUCUGAGGCUCCUGGCCACAUGGUGUCCCCGGAGUGCAUCACUCUAAAGGAAAAUGAGCUGACAGCCCUGUGCAUGCCUGAGUAUGAAGGGGCUGAGCUGGUGGAACCCACCGCCCAGGAGAUCGACAUGCUGCUGAGGGAGAGCGACCACCUGGUGGAGGAGACGGAGGAGAAGGAGGGAGAGAGGGAGGCAGACAGAGAGAAGACACUAGAGACCGACACAGCCAUGGUGUCUGUAGAACAACUGAAGGAGACGCUGGAGGCAGGAUCUCCGGAGGACGACGCCUUGGGCAUGAUGGCCACGGAGGUGACCCCUCCUCAUGCAACCUGUCCCACAACACGAGAGGGCAGUGAGCUGGAUCGGGGGAUGAUGCAGGAGCCGUCAAGUUCUUUAGACCUGGAACCACAGCUGGACGUUCCCCUGCCCAAGCGGGGCGCCCGCCGCCGUCGCCAGCUGCUGUUCGCCGACCAGCACACGCAGAUCUCCCAGAGUGCAAUGCAGGACCAGAUCCAUGACCCCCUGGUAGAGACCGUGCCCAUGUCCGAUGUGAUGCUGGACAUCCCCUCACGUCCCUCAGUGGAGGAGCUCUUGAGCGCCCCGUGUGGCGCUCUGCUCCACCCUGACCUGCUGUCGCUAUGGAAACAGUGUGCCGUCCUGACAACCCGCCCAGGGAGACGGGAGGAGGAGGAGGAGGAGGCGAGGGAGCGGGGUCAGGAGAGGAGCGAACUCUCGUCUGACUUGGGCCCACGAGUGGAGGAGAGGGAGGUGGAGCGCAGGAACAGGGACUCCAGUGUGCAGGAGGUCCUCCGGGAGUCCAUGGAGUCGGGCCUCCACCUGUCUGAGCUCUCAGCUGUGUCUGACACUCAGCUGGACGUCUCUAAAGAGGACAAAGCCCUGGACCCCGUCUCUGUGCCAGUGGGUCGAUGGUCUGUGACAGAGGAGGCUCCCUCUGGGCUGCACAUGGAAGCCAUCCUGGAGGAACCUCUAGUGGAGCUGCCCCCGAUGGACACAGAGAUGGAGACCGAGGAGCACACCACCAGCAGCCUGCUCAGAACGGUCAGCAGCCACCUGGAGCGCUUUGGGAAGAUCUCCUUUGACUCGAUGCUGCCCCCAGAGGCCGACCGCUGCACGGUGGUGCAUGUGUUCUACAACCUGUUAGUGCUUGUGAGUGAGAGAAGAUUGGAAGUGUAUCAGGCCAAGCCCUUUGACCCCAUAACCAUCACAGCUGGAUUACACAUUUACUAGUGUGUGCACACACACACACACACACACACACACACACAUACAUAC
Messenger RNA from Sardina pilchardus (European sardine), 1874 nucleotides. It is a transcript of the gene rec8b, whose product is annotated as REC8 meiotic recombination protein b. Gene Ontology annotation, biological process: sister chromatid cohesion; replication-born double-strand break repair via sister chromatid exchange. The coding region runs from base 63 to 1829 and encodes 588 amino acids. Lineage: Eukaryota; Metazoa; Chordata; Actinopteri; Clupeiformes; Clupeidae. Gene Ontology annotation, cellular component: meiotic cohesin complex. The record is from RefSeq and is a predicted model, not a curated record. Gene Ontology annotation, molecular function: protein binding; chromatin binding. The transcript has 18 exons.